AUGGCUCCAAUUACCUCAAAUGUUAAUGACGUGACUAGUUCGUUUGUAUUACUUCAAACUUCCAAGUCAAAGAAGAAUCUACAACAACAUUCAACUGACUUGAUUCAUUCCAAGGAACAAAAUUUAACUCAUCUAUCCAUGGCACUACCAACACGUGCACCUAAUGAUUAUAUCGAAGAUCAAGAAAAGCUUGAAAAAAUGGCAGCAGCUGUGACAACAUUAUUGGAAUGUAUAGGUGAAGAUUCACAACGUGAAGGAUUAAUCAAGACACCCAUGCGGAUGGCUAAAGCAAUGCUGUAUAAUACAAAAGGCUAUGGUCAAAGCUUAGCAGAUGUAUUAAAUGAAGCUGUUUUUGAAGAAGAUCAUGAUGAGAUGGUAAUUGUACGAGACAUUGACUUGUAUUCCAUGUGUGAACAUCAUAUGGUACCAUUUACAGGCAAAGUACAUAUUGGAUAUAUACCGAAUGGCAAAGUAUUGGGAUUAAGUAAACUUGCUCGUGUUAGUGAAGUGUUUUCAAGACGUUUACAAGUACAGGAACGACUGACGAAACAAAUUGCAAAUGCUAUCAUGGGUGUCAUUGAACCAAAAGGCGUAGCAGUUGUGAUUGAAGCGACACAUAUGUGUAUGGUCAUGAGAGGUGUGGAAAAGAGUGGAGCUAGUACUGUUACUAGCUCUGUUCUUGGAGUGUUUAAGAGUGAUCCACGUACGAGGAGUGAGUUCAUGUCGCUUAUUCACAGUAGAAGAUAA
This is a messenger RNA of Peronospora belbahrii, 747 nucleotides long. Lineage: Eukaryota; Oomycota; Peronosporomycetes; Peronosporales; Peronosporaceae. The record is from the annotation of a GenBank genome assembly.